This is a messenger RNA of Oncorhynchus keta (chum salmon), 4390 nucleotides long. RefSeq names its product LIM/homeobox protein Lhx2-like. Lineage: Eukaryota; Metazoa; Chordata; Actinopteri; Salmoniformes; Salmonidae. The coding region runs from base 650 to 1948 and encodes 432 amino acids. Gene Ontology annotation, biological process: regulation of transcription by RNA polymerase II; neuron differentiation. The record is from RefSeq and is a predicted model, not a curated record. Gene Ontology annotation, cellular component: nucleus. Gene Ontology annotation, molecular function: RNA polymerase II transcription regulatory region sequence-specific DNA binding; DNA-binding transcription factor activity, RNA polymerase II-specific. The transcript is spliced from 6 exons.
AUAGGUACGGAGAAGGUGGGAAGCGAAACGAGGCUGUGAGGCCGGUGCGGAGAGUCUUGAUAAGAGAUUUGUACUCAUCGAACCAAUAGUCAACUCCUCCUCCUAAAUUGCACACACACACACACAUAGAGCUCAGUGAUCGCUUUGCGAAGAGCUGGAUACCUGUAAGAAAAGAACGUCUGUUUUGUAAUAACCAUUGCUGGACACGAACAAUUGUACGUUUUUACGCAUUCCUUCCUUGCGUUUGUUAUUCUGUUAUAUUCGAUCGAUAUUCGUCGGUUUUGAAAUGUUUUGCGCCAGCAUCCACAAGCAGUAUUGAAAUUCGCUGUUGUGAACUCAAGAGUGGAGGCCAGGAUACUCACCACUACAAUUCUACCGUGUUUUUAGUUGUUUUUUCUUUCUGUAUUGUCUCUUGGAAUAAUUUUUGCCUUGUCCAUUUUGGUCGUAAUGCAAGUUGAACGUUUCAGUAGUCCUUGAUCACUUUAAUUCGAUGACAGACUGAAAUUGGUGCAUUUUUGUGCAUCUUGAAAUCUGCAAGUUGAGCGCUGUUACUGGAUCCAGAGUUUACAUUGGGGUUUGCUGCCUACCAUCAUUCUUGGCUUGGAUUUUUUGACUUUCUAAAACAAUAGAUUGGAGCCAUUCACUUUAAAUGCAUGGGCUAAAUUUGCGUCUCAUGGAAGUUUUGGCCUGCAGAUCUGAGGGAGACGCUUGCAAGUGUAGCCCUCCAGUCUCCACGAUGCUCUUCCACGGGCUCCCCGGAGGCGAGAUGCAGGGGGUCAUCGACGAGAUGGACCGGAGGGUGAAGGGCGAAUCUACCGCCAUCAGUUCGGCUAUAGACAUGGGGGAAACUGAGACGAGUAUGACGUCCAUCAACAGCGACCGUGUGGCCUUGUGCGCGGGAUGCGGGGGAAAGAUAUCUGACCGCUACUACUUGCUCGCGGUGGACAAACAGUGGCACAUGCGCUGUCUCAAGUGCUGCGAGUGCAAACUAAACCUCGAGUCCGAGCUUACCUGUUUCAGUAAAGACGGCAGCAUCUAUUGCAAAGAAGAUUACUACAGCAGGAGGUUUUCCGUCCAGAGGUGCGCCCGGUGCCAUCUCGGGAUCUCCGCGUCGGAGAUGGUCAUGCGGGCGAGGGAUUUGGUCUACCACUUGAACUGUUUCACCUGUACUAGCUGCAACAAAAUGCUCACGACCGGAGAUCACUUCGGAAUGCGGGACAGUCUUGUGUACUGCCGGCUCCACUUUGAGACACUCAUACAAGGGGAAUAUCAAGCGCAUUUCAAUCACGCGGGGGAUGUAGCCUCGGGCAAAGGACUUGGCGAGAGCGGCACGGGAAACUCGCUGGGGAUGCAGUAUUACAACGGCGUCGGUACGGGGCAGAAAGGAAGGCCGAGGAAAAGGAAAAGUCCCGGGCCUGGAGCAGAUCUGGCUGCUUACAACGCAGCGUUAAGUUGUAACGAGAACGAUGGAGACCACCUGGACCGAGACUCCCACUACUCCUCCAGCUCCAAGUCCAAGCGCAUGCGCACCUCCUUCAAACACCACCAACUGAGGACCAUGAAGUCCUACUUUGCCAUCAACCACAAUCCGGAUGCCAAGGACCUGAAACAGUUGGCCCAGAAGACAGGUCUCACCAAACGGGUGCUGCAGGUUUGGUUCCAGAACGCCAGGGCCAAGUUUAGACGGAACCUACUACGUCAGGAGAGCACAGGGAUGGACAAGGUGUCGGAUGGGUCCACUCUACCAGGGGGGUCGCCUUCGGGCCCCCACUCCGAGCUCUCCAACGCCUCAAUGAGUCCUUCCAGCACCCACACCACCCUCACGGACCUGACAAGCCCCUCUAUUCCGUCGGUUAACCCUCUACUGACCGCCGUGCCGGGGGGCAUGGACCCCCACGACUCCAUGAGUAUGAGUCCUUCCCAGACCACCCUUACCAGCCUCUUCUGAUGUUACCAACACCACCCCAUCCCAUCGCAGACCACCCUUACCAGCCUAUUCUGAUGUUACCAACACCACCCCAUCACAGACCACCCUUACCAGCCUCUUCUGAUGUUACCAACACCACCCCAUCCCAUCACAGACCACCCUUACCAGCCUAUUCUGAUGUUACCAACACCACCCCAUCCCAUCACAGACCACCCUUACCAGCCUAUUCUGAUGUUACCAACACCACCCCAUCCCAUCACAGACCACCCUUACCAGCCUUUUCUGAUAUUACCUACCCCAUCCCAGACCACACUUACCAACCUCUUCUGAGGUCACCGAUCCCAUCCCAUCGCAGACCACCCUUACCAGCCUAUUCUGAUGUUACCAACACCACCCCAUCCCAUCACAGACCACCCUUACCAGCCUAUUCUGAUGUUACCAACACCACCCCAUCCCAUCACAGACCACCCUUACCAGCCUUUUCUGAUAUUACCUACCCCAUCCCAGACCACACUUACCAACCUCUUCUGAGGUCACCGAUCCCACACCACCCCACCCCUCCCUAAACCCAUCCAACACCACACCAGGUCACUCAAAGACUAAGAGACUGAAGAGAGAGACACUUAAAUACAUGAUAUUCCCCGUGGACCUCAGAUUACUGCCCCGUCUAUUUCUAGUCUUUGUAUGAGUAGCAACUAAAGCCUUACAGAGCGGUCGGCUUGAUUUCAUCAAGAGCUGAAGAUACUUUUUCUGUUUUCAUCUUUGUUUCCUUUCCACGUUGGCUGACUGAUACUACCGAGAUGUAGAUUCUCACUCCACCACCCCGACCACUCUGUUUCUAGGUCGAGAUUUUUUUUAAAUAUAUAAAAAAAUAAAAAAGACAAUGGAAAAGGACUGUGAAACUGAAAAUGUAUUUGGAAAAAACAUUGGAGAGUGUAAAAUGCAGAUACAAAGUACUGUAGCAAGGUUAUCCGGAAGACUCUAGCGUGCCUUAUAUAUUUUAUCACACUGAAGAAUCCCUGAUCGGAUAGAUGUCUGAUCUAGGUGGCAUAUUUCUUGAAAUAUUUGGUUGAAGGAUGGGUGACCCACUGACAAACCGUGUUUGCUUACAACAUGGCAAUGAAAGCAAUUCUACUUUACAAUUCACUCUGCACACAGUGAGGACUGAUCGAUGAAAUAGAAAUAGCAUUGAUGAGAAUUAGAAUGACAUUGAUAAAGUUAAUAUAAAGAUAUCAUGGUCAUUAUCUUUUAGACUCAGUCAUUGCUUGGAGUACACACCAGUAAUGGUUGGUUACAACUUUGAUAUUUUGUAACAAUAAAGUGUCGUAUGCGGAAAUGAGAUAUAAUGUAUAUUGAUAUCUGACUCGUUGCUUGAUGGAAUUGCAAUGAUACUAUUUACAGUCCCCAUUUGAAUACACAACACAAGUAGCUACAACAUAUCUAGCUAUUUUCCAGCAUCACACUGUUUGGUUUAUGAAUUGAUAGCUGUAACAUAUGGAUGAAGUUUUCAUAUUGAGAUAUUAUCGGUCUAUUUGAAUAUUGGCUCAUUCGUCACUACAUAAGAGUUUAUAUCAGUAUAGUGUACCAGAUGCACUUCUACAGUAUAUUGUACCAAAUGCACUUCUACACACACACACACACACACACACACACACACACACACACACACACACACACACACACACACACACACACACACACACACACACACACACACACACACACCGUACUUACCUCAGUCUGAAGGUCUUUCUAUGUUCUUACUGCUGAAACCCAGCACUCUGAUUUUGAUUCUCAAAGUCCCCACAAUGUAGGAUUAUAACAUAUAAGAAAUGUGCUUAGAACUGAGAUGCUUUAUGGGUACAUCUAACAAUGGCACCCCUAAUCUAAAAAAAUCUUAAAGACCACUUCUAAAUACUUAUUUGGAAUUGCCCGCACAAAACAUGGUUGAUUGAAAUUGUCCCCACAACAUUGUUCCUUGUGGGGAUCUGUCUGAAUAUUGGUUUCGGUACAGAGAAACUAAUCAGGGAUUUGUGUGGUUGGCAAAUAAACCAACUUUACCUGGGUCGUGUUCAUUCGGACACACAGUAGCAAAACGUUUUGUAAUGGAAAACGGAAAUGAGCGUUUCUUAUUAGACAAAUUCACGUAGUACCUCCUCGUUUUGGACUGUUGUUUUCCUGUUUGGUGCCUACUAGAAGCUGGUAGGACUAGGAGUGUUUCUGAUAUGGAGAAUCAAGCUGCCUUCCUUUUGACUGUGACUACCUUUACUUAUGGAUGAGGAUGGUGCUCUUACCUUCUCUUUAUCCUUGUAUGCAUGGAGAGCUGCUGUUGGGAUUCAACAUCCCUUUAACUACACAGUCUUUAGUUUGUUUGUUUGUCCUUCCAUUCUUGUACAGUUGCCCCCUUUUGAUGUACUUAAGCCUUCAGUUCUUUCAAAACAUAAAAUGGUGGACAAAACUUGA